AUGUAUAUCCCACUUCUCGGUAGGCUCUCAAUACUUGAGUGGCCAAUAAUUAUCAUAUCGUUCUUAUUGACAUGGAUAGAGUAUCUCAUCUCGGUGAUUACAGGGAUAUUACCGAGCCCGAUAAUUAAUCUCUGUACUAAUACAAUUCAACAAAUAUACAAAUUUACAUCUAAUCCAAUUGACUUAAUUAGUUCAACGGUGACCUCAUCAAGCAAUGUUCAAGAAGUGAAGUAUAAAUAUUUGGAUUCUAAUUCCCAUCCAGAAUUAACUAGAGAAAAAUAUGAAUUGAUGACUGAUUUAUUAAACUCAUCCAGUAUUCAAGAAAUGUGCCAAUUAUUUGGAUACGAUGUUGAAAAUGAAAUUGUGCGUACUGAUGAUGGGUAUUUCUUAACUAUUCAAAGAAUAUUGAAGAAUGGACAAGCCAAUAAAGGUGGUCGAGUGAUUUAUUUACACCAUGGAUUACUAAUGAAUAGUGAAAUUUGGGUUACAAUGUUGGAUAAACAUUCGAAUUUACCAUUUAUACUAUACGAUUUGGGCUACGAUGUUUGGUUAGGAAAUAAUAGAGGUAAUAAAUAUAGUCAAAAACAUUUGUAUUACAAAUUAAACUCAGAAAAAUUUUGGGAUUUUUCAAUUGAUGAAUUUGCUUUAUUUGAUAUACCAAAUACGAUAAAUUAUAUUUUAAAUACAACAAAAGCAGAAAAAUUGACUUAUAUUGGAUUUAGUCAAGGUACUGCCCAAGCAUUUGCAAGUGUUUCAGUCAAUCCUGAUUUGAACGAUAAAAUUGACCAAAUUAUAGCUAUAAGUCCUGCCACCACCCCCCAUGGAUUAUAUUCCAAAUUCCUUGAUUUACUUUUAAAAUCAAGUCCAAAUUUUGUUUUUCUACUUUUCUCUAGGAAAGUAUUGAUGCCAAGUGUCAUAUUAUGGGGGAAAAUCAUGUAUCCUCCGUUGUUCGACACUUUUAUUGAUAUCUCAAACUACUUACUAUUCAAUUGGAAAUCAAUCAAUAUUAGUAAAAUUCAAAAAUUAUCUUCCUAUGCUCAUCUAUACUCCACCACUUCGGUUAAAACCGUGGCUCAUUGGUUUCAAAUCAUCCUGUCUAAAAACUUUCAAAUGUACCAUGAUUCAAACUCAAAUUUCUCCGGCUUAAAUCCAAUCAGUUAUCCUCUACAAAAUAUAAAAGUUCCAAUUAAUCUUUUAUACGGGGACUGCGAUUCUUUGGUUGAUAUCAACGUUAUGAAAAAUCAAUUACCUGCAAAAUACACUAAAUGCCAAGUGGUUCCUAACCAUGAGCAUUUAGAUAACUUGUGGGGGUUUGAUGUUAAUAAAGUUGUAUUCAAUCAUGUUUUACACUAUUUGGGCCAUUCUUUACCAGAUUCAAUCGUGGAAAACAGCGAAAAAACUUACUUGAAAACGUUGGACGAUAUCGAAUCAGUAGCCGAAGCCGACGCCAUCUCUCAAGAUCUGGAAAGACAUAUAUACCCUGGUGCCACCAGAUUCUAGUGUAUAAUCAAGUAAUAUAAAUAAUAGAAAUCAC
This is a messenger RNA of Hyphopichia burtonii NRRL Y-1933, 1534 nucleotides long. RefSeq lists its product as uncharacterized. The record is from RefSeq and is a predicted model, not a curated record. Gene Ontology annotation, biological process: lipid metabolic process. Bases 1 to 1500 code for a protein of 499 amino acids. Lineage: Eukaryota; Fungi; Ascomycota; Pichiomycetes; Serinales; Debaryomycetaceae. The transcript has a single exon.